Messenger RNA from Salvelinus fontinalis (brook trout), 7341 nucleotides. RefSeq lists its product as uncharacterized. The coding region runs from base 285 to 4772 and encodes 1495 amino acids. Gene Ontology annotation, molecular function: lipid binding. The record is from RefSeq and is a predicted model, not a curated record. Gene Ontology annotation, cellular component: membrane; extracellular region. Gene Ontology annotation, biological process: lipid transport; lipoprotein metabolic process. The transcript is spliced from 34 exons. Lineage: Eukaryota; Metazoa; Chordata; Actinopteri; Salmoniformes; Salmonidae.
UAGAUGGGUCCGACCACCAUUAAUCAAAUAAGAACUGUCGUAUAAAUUUAGGGUUAUUUUAGAUGAUGACACCUAGCUAUAGCUACUGAAACAGAUUAUGUCGUUUUGCUAUGUUUUUGGGGAAGAACAUUGUUUGCAUCCAUGAGCUAGCUAACUUUUUUUAUGACCAGCACUGUAAGUGCGCGAGACAACUUUACCAGCAUCAUAGCAUAAGUAUAGAUGAAUCGUGACAUAUGAAAUACGAGUGAUAGUGUAAUCAAUGUGUAAUAACUACUUAAAUAUAUAUGAACGCGUUACAUUAUUAUGUGACGUGCGUUCAUAUUCAGGUCCUGAUUGGUCAACAAACUUAUUUGACAAGUCAAAUAGUGUUAAAUAGUAUAUUUUUUGACACGCAAAGACCCAAACGGCAUACCAUAGAAAUCGUGGUUGAGAAUGAAACUGAACAAAUGAACAUCGAAACAGCACAGCAAGCCAACAGGAACUUGAUCCAGACAGAGACUAGAGGGAAUCAAGCCAGAACUCCAGUGGUUCCAUCCAGAGUUAGACCCACUGCAAAGGAACCAAAUGUUAUGGCCAGAAACAGCAGUCGCAAGAGGACACAGGCAGAGCACAUAAAGGGCUCAGCAGAAAUGGACAUUUCACCAGUUAAGGCCUCUGAUCCCCGAGAAAAUGAGACCGACUUGAAGCAGGACAAAUUUGGGGGUCUUGGUGGAAUGUUUCAGAAAUUACAAAGAGAGCCAACCCCUACCUUUACAAGCUACAUGUCAGAUAACGAGAAGCCGGAAGAGCCCACCCCAGAAAAGGAGCAGUCCUCUGAGAACACCAAGAAGAGGCUGAGUCAGGCAAAACAAGACAAAGGAGGACUGAUGGGAGGAAUGUUCGGUAAAGCAACUAAAGACAAACUCUCUUCUCCUUUACUGACGGACAAUCUCUCAGUUCACAGUGAGCUUUUAGCCAGCAACAACAGUCUAUCUGACACCAACAACAUCAAAGAGAAGGGAGGCAUCUUCAGUGGAAUGUUCAAGAAGUCUUCCAAACCUGUGGAAGAACCACCUCAAGCAGAAGAGGCAAAAGGAGGACUUUUCAGUGGAAUCCUCAGAAAAUCCCCCAAAGCUCCUCGAGAGGGCACACUUGCAGAGGAAUUACACGGUGAAUAUUCAGACAGCAAUGACAGUCUUUCUAAAAACAACAGUAAAGAGAAAGGAGGCAUAUUCAGUGGAAUGUUCAUCAAAUCUCCAAAGCCUGCUGCUGAUGCUUCUCAACCUGAGAACAAGCGGUCAUUACAGGGUGAGCUCUCAGCCAGCAAUGACAGUCUGGCUGACAACAGCAACCCUAAGGAGACAGAAGGGAUGUUUAGUGGAAUCCUCAGGAGAAAAACGAAAGCUUCUGCAGAUGGAACACCUGCACAAGAAGACCUCUCUACACGUUACGAGCUCUCAGACAGCAAUGACAGUCUGUCUGAAAACAACAAAAGUAGGGAAAAAAAGGGUAUAUUCAGUGGAAUCCUCAAAAAGACCCCCAAAGCAUCUGGGGAUGAAACACCUGCACAGGACAAUCUUGCAACAUGCAGUGAGUUCUCAGUCAGCAACAAUAGCCUUUCUGAUACCAACAACACCAAGGAGAAAGGAAGUUUAUUAAGUGGAAUGUUGAGGAAAUCGCUUAUUCCUGCCGAUGAAGGCUCUCAACAAGAAGACGAGAGAAGUAAAUUCAGUGGAAUGUUCCAAAAAUCACCUAAACCUGCCGAUGAAGGCUGUCAACCAGAAGAGGACAAGCGGUCAUUACACAGUGAGCGCUCAGCCAGUAAUGACAGUCUCUCUGACAACAACAACACUAAGGGUAAAGGUAUAUUCAGUGGAAUGUUCAAAAAGGCCCCUAAAACAGCUGAAGCCUCGCAACCAGAAGAGGAUUCAGAUUUGGGAACGGACUGUAAUGACAACCUCUCAGAAAGCAAGGAAAAAACAGGGAUUUUGGGACUCACUGGAAUUUUCAAAAGGUCUCCAAGACCAUCGCCAAAGCCAUCCCCACGCUCCACUGUUGAUAAGGACCCUCUUACUGAGUACAAGGAACUCUCUGCCAGCAAUGACAGCCUCUCAGACUUCCCCACAAUUAAGGAAAAUCUCUCUGCACAAAGAGAACUCUCAGCCAGCAAUGAUAGUCUUUCCGACACUACAACCACCAGCAAAGAGAAAAAAGGAGGGUUUGCAGGAAUCUUCAGGAGAACUCCAAAACCUUUCGAGCAGCAGGACAGUACGGACACAGAGCCACCUGUAGGAGGUAGUCAGCUGAGGCGCCGGAGGACAAUCAAGAAGAAGAGACGGGUUGUGUCAUUCCAAGUGAAAAGAACUCUCCCGAGGAUUCCAAAACGUACUGCUGCUCGGGACUCUGAUAAGGAGCCUAUCAUUGAGGAGGCUGUGGAGCUGCAAGGGCUGGCCCCACUGCAGGAGAGCACAGUGGAGAUCCAGCCUGUGGAGAUGGCAGCAUACCCCACUGACGGAGUCAACCUUCUGGAGUCUGAAGAGGAGAGUGACGGCCUGUUGGACUGGUGGAGAUCAGUCGAAGGUUGGGAGCAAUGGAAUGAAACAUCCCAUUUCCAAGAGGAUGAAGCAGAUAUGGCGGUGGAGCAGGUGGCUGACCGUGUGUUCAUGGCGGCUCGGCUGUUUGUGCGUCUCUUCAACCAGCGGGGAGCAUCACUGCAGGGCCGUAUCCUGGAGCUGCUGGCCCAGGCCGACGCAGCCGACCAGUUCCACAAGAGGACGGUGACGGCCGCUGUGGGGGGAGGCGUGGCCAGCGUGUGUGGCAGUGUGGCCACCAUCACCGGCCUCGUCCUUGCCCCCUUCACCUUCGGAGCCUCCAUCAUCGUCACCGCUGUAGGCAUCUCCGUGGCGACCGCUGGAAGCAUUGCCUCGGCAACGGCCAACAUCACUGAUACAGUGCACUCCAACAUGGACUGCAAGAAAGUGGAGAAGAUGAUUCAGGGCUACCAGGAGGAGAUCAAGGAUAUCAGGGAGUGUAUGGAGUUUGUACAGGAAGGUAUGGAAGCUCUGCAGGAGGGGAACUUUGAAAAGUACACUGAGAGUGCAACCAAGAAGGCUCUGAACCACAACAUUAAGCAUGUGAUGAAGGAGGGGGGGCGGGCCGGAAAGAAACUGAUGAUCAACACAGACAAGCUCAUCAGCACCGUGCAGGUUCUAGGCGUGGCAGGGGGGGCCGCCAAAGCUGUUAAGGCCAUCAGCGUUACCACGGGCGUCAUGUCCGCUCUCUUUCUCGCACUUGACGUCUUCUUCCUCGCCAAGGAUUCCCAUGAGCUGCGCAAGGGCGCCAAGACAAAGUUUGCCUCCAAGAUCCGAGAGAUGUGCAAGGACCUGCAGGACGGGCUACUGGAGCUGAACAAGGUGAAAACCCAGCUGCAGAAAACCAUGGAUGGGAUCGAGCUGGAAGAGUACGAGGAGGAGGAGGAGGAAGUGGAGGUGGAAGUGGAUGAUGACCUGGAGUCAGACCCAGUUAAACUAGCUCAGCUGGAGCAAGAGCUGGACCAGUUAGAGGAGAAGUUGGACAAGAAGGUCGAGGAGGAACAGAAAUGGAAUAAAAGCAAGGAGGAGGCAGAUAAGAGUGAGGAAAGGGAAAUUAAGGAGGAGAAGAAUAGUAAAAAGAAGGAUAGUAAGAAAGAGGAGGGAAAGAAGGCGAGACCUAAAAGUAAAACAAUCGAGUUGGGGAAGUUGUGUGAGACUGAGAAAGUGGAGAUGGAGAAAGAGUGGACGAGUGAGAGGGGAGACACUAGUGGUAGAGGGAAAGGUGAUACUAGCAGCGUUCAGAAUAAAAAAGCGUCUGAGAACGGGAAAAAGAAAGAUAAAGGAAUGGAGAGUAGAAACACCAAUGAAAAAGGAAAUGUUGAGAGCAAAAAAGAGAAAGGAAAUGAUAGAAGCAGUACGAAUGAGGAGGGUGAAGUAAAGGCAAGAGAGACUGAAAAACAAAAAGGUAGAGGGAAUAAAAAUGAGCCAGCUGAUACAAAGAAAGGGAUUUCAAAUGAAAAUGUAGAGUCUGAAAGGGGGAAGAGUGAAAGAUUGAAGGAACAAAACGUAGCUGGAUUGGAGACUAAGAUGAGGGUGAGGGAAACUUCAGAAAGAGGAAACGCAAGCAAACAUAGCAGCAAGACUGACAAAGAGCAAAUCCAGAAGAGGAGUCAGAGGGAGAGAGGCAGUAGAGAUGAAAUAUCAGAGAUUGCUCCAGGGAGAAGACGCAGUAAAGAUCUGAAGUGUGGUAGCAUAACUGAAACAGGUGACAUGGAGAGAACGAGUAAGACUGAAAGGGGUGGGGUAGAGAGGGGGGUUAGGAACUUGAGAGCAGAGAUGGAUAGAGGAAGUAAAGAUAUGUACAGUGUUGACUUAAAGGGAGACUCAGAGAGGGGGAAGACACAAGAGGAAUCUGAGGUGAAAAGAACGAGUGGGGUUGAGAGAGGGACAGCUAAAGGGAACUCUAAGGAGGAAGGAGUGAUGGAGAGAAUGUCCAGGAGGGAAAACAAAGAAAGGGAGUUGGGGUGUAAGAGGGAAAGAGCUGAGGAAAAGCGUGGGAGUAAGAUUGAGAAAAUGCAAAGAAAAUUUGAAAGUGGUAGGGAGGGGGGCAUCAGAAAAGAAGAUGAGGAGGUUCAUCAGAGUGAAAGGGACAGGAAGGAGGGUGAUGUUGAAAGGAACAGGAGAGAUGGUGAUGCUGAGCAGAAGCCUCUACGCCAAGGCUCUCGUCCACGCUCCAAAGCCAUCUGCCAAUUUUACAUCUGAUGCAUUAUUAACUGACUACUUAAAGAAGUAUUCUAAAAGGGAUUAACCUAGUGUUUGGUUUUAUAUUAUUUACUUGGAGACAUAUUGAGACAAAGACAGUCAUUGUGUUUUUAAUAUUUGAAAAAGCAAUGGAACUCAAAUGUGCCUUUUUAUACACAUUUUUCAUGACAAAGGGAUUUUUUAAACAUUUUUUUUUUUUAAACAAGGUCACUGUAAAGAUUGUUGAAUGAAAAUGAAUUUCUCGUGGACAGGUAUACAUAAACAAUUGUCUGGAAGGAAUGGGAUGUAUGGAAUAACAAGCAGCAGAAGUUCCGGUGUUUGAGUUUUUUGUCACUGGUUAUUUGGACAAGUCACGAUUUCGCAGGUGUUAGCAUGUUUAGAAUUUCGAAAGGAGUGGACAUUCGGCCAUAACUUUCAAAGAGGGUGGAGCUCCUUGUUCCACUCCCCAUUCUAGCAUCUCUUCCAUCUCUUCACUUAACAUGUAUGGACCUAGAAUUUAAUCGAGCACCUGACCAAAUGCUGGGGACUUUAGUUCUCGGUUAACCAACAUUAUAUGAACAAAUCGCUGUCCAAAAGCUGGUAGCAAUUCAUACAGAUGUCAAUUAACUCCAUAGGAAGAGUCACACUGACUCAAAGCACUUUAUAGAGCAAUGGCUGCUGCUCAUUGGGCCGAUUCUGACACGAAUUAAGCGCACAUAAAUUGAACGUAAUUCCUUUUUUAUGCACUUUUCUCUCUAUGCGUAUUCUGACCUUAACUUAAGCAAGAGAAAAGCAUGCUAUUCACCCGCUAUUUGUUCGGGGUGGAGAUCUAAUAAAAUGGAGGUGUGUAUAGAUCCUCCAUAUUCUGACCUUGCCUUAAUUCCACCACCUUUAUGCAAAGGAAAUCAUGCAUAAGGUUGGAACGACCCUGCCGGUUUCAAGUGAAAAAGCAUCUACUUUAUUUUUUUUAAAUAUAUAAAUGACAGCAUUCUCCAUGCACUGUAAUACAUACAUUGAUAAGAGCUAUGUAAGUGAGUAAUCCGUUUGGAGAAAGGGAUUGCAAAUACACAUAGCAAUUGUUUUAGAUCAUCCAUCGGUAUGAUCCCUGGAGAAGAACGUGAAACCAGUCAUAUGGAAGAAAACUGAAAAUCAUAUCAACAUGACAUGUAUUGCGGCACCUUUUCCAACGUGAAUUAGGCUAUAAAUAGCUGUACCGUUACUCUGAAUUUUUAUUGUGCGCCCUUAUAAUUUGCGUAGAUGAAAUUUGGAGAUCCAAGCUAAAGGCUUCUGUAGAGCUGAACCUGACGAUUUGAUGCAUGCGCUUUCGAAUGUUUUAAUUGUCUGCCCGGGUUUUUCUACGUUUUAUUUUACAAUUUGUAUCAUGUUAAAUAUGAUCCACUAUUGGGAGCCACCAUCAGUAAUACCCACAUACAUUUAUAACUGUCACUUUAAUGUUCGUUUUCUUAUAUUUGUAGUUUACAUUUUGUAUCAUUCCAUUCCGUUUACGUGUCUUUCCCCGGUCACGUCUGUGGAGUUGUUCCUGAGGGUCGCUAAGCAUUAGUGGUUCAUAUUAGGCUAAUGUGCACUAAUUUGGGACAUGUAGCCUAUUUGAAUCCUUAUGGAACACAGACCACACGUAGCAGGUUAAACCUGGAGCCUGGCACACGGUUCACGACGACUGGACCAGUCAUACAGUUCCAUGAUUAGUGAGGAAUAGGAUAGAUAUAAUUAUUGUUCAUUCCUUAUUAUGCACUUAUCCCCACCUUCCAAUAUUUCAUGGAUUGAAUAUGACAACUUUCAGGGUGUAUUUUUUAUUCAUAAAUUCUGUGCGUAAAUGUUCUCCAAACUUGUUUUUUUAAUGAUUCAUACAUACUUUCUUAACCCUAAAAUGUGUCUAAAUAAUCGGAGUAUUUUUAAAUCUACCAGUUGGUGCUGAAACGGAGACGAAUAUGCAUAUACUGUAUUUAGAUGGCUUUCUUUUAUUGAUCUCUACAUUCUGAACCCAUUCUCAAUGUAUUCUGGUCAGUCUGUUGAUAGGAUUUAAAUUUAAAAAGGUACACAAUAUUUAAAGGGAUGGUUUAAAAUGAACGUAGCCUACUGAAAAUCCUGUUGAACGAAAACUCCACGAGAAAAUCUGUUGACCAAGAAGUGAGAGGGAUUUCAGCAGUUGAAUUAACCUUUUCAAGGGUGAGUUCCAUAUAUCUUUAACGAUCCCCAGAGUGAGUUUUUUUUAUGCACGUGAUGUCAGAAUGCACUCAGUAGCUUGGUUUCCAACCAAUUGGCAACAGAUUUUCAUUCAAAAAUAAGUAUAAAGAAAAUAUGCGCAUUUACCCACCAGUGGUGUUUCUACCAAAAUGGAUUUGUGGAUAUAAAUCAGUGCGUGAUGACGUAGUGCAGACGAAAUGUACUUUUUUUGCUUAAGUUUUCAUGUACUGAAUAAAAAUCUACAGUUCAAUGUGUUUCCAUUGCAUGUUCAACUGUUGUGUUAAAUAGCAAAUGUACAGCUGGCAGAUACAGUGCGGUUAUACAUGCCUAUAUAUCGAUUGUAACAUGUAAUAUUCAACUAAAAAUUGAUAAGGUAAUGCUGCAA